This is a messenger RNA of Anopheles maculipalpis, 894 nucleotides long. RefSeq names its product trypsin-1-like. Lineage: Eukaryota; Metazoa; Arthropoda; Insecta; Diptera; Culicidae. The record is from RefSeq and is a predicted model, not a curated record. Gene Ontology annotation, molecular function: serine-type endopeptidase activity. Gene Ontology annotation, biological process: proteolysis. The transcript is spliced from 4 exons. Bases 1 to 894 code for a protein of 297 amino acids.
AUGUUUUCUUUGCAAGCUUAUCGCGGCAAAAGGAUGACCUCGGGCACGGAUGUCGAACUAUCGGAAGUACCGUAUCAAGUAUCGUUUCGAUUUAUCGAACCGGAUCGUCAUUUAGGCAGUGGUGCAAUCCUGAACGUACGAUACGUCAUUACGCAGGCUUCUUUCAUAUGGAAGCUGAUGCGUACCUAUCCCGAACAAUCGCUAUCCUCAUUAGCACGGAUUCGUUUGGGACAAGUGGAGCUGCAAUCGAAAGCGGACGAUCAAUUGCGCUCCAUAUAUGGGUACACGUUUCAUCCUGAUUUCGAUUUUGAGGCUGCGCGUAAUGAUGUGGCCCUGGUGCGUACCCUUGAGUAUAUUGAGUUUAACAGAUUCGUACAACCAAUUGCUCUACGCAAGGGUCCGAUUCCGGAUGGAAGUGUGGUGAUGUAUACGGACUGGGGUGCCGAAAAGGAUACGGCGGCCCAGGAUGAUUACAAGGAGAAGUUACAAAAGCUAGAAGCACGUGCAAUAUCAAAUGAACAGUGUAAAGAGCUGCUGAAACCAUGGGAUUUGCAAGAUUUGGUAUACGACACGAGAGUGUGUAUCUACACCAACGGAACAGGAAGCAUCUGCACGGGUAACGUUGGAGGACCACUGGUAAUAUUUGAAGAAGGACAACCGAAACUCGUCGGUGUUAUGUCGUACGUGUACAGAGCAUGUAACGCUUACGUGCCGGGUGGAUUCGAACGGCUUUGGAAUCACUACGAAUGGGUCACUAAAACGUCAACGAUAGACUAUAGUUUUGUAAAUUUCGGUAAAAUGUGUCGUGCGGUACGCAAUGUAGCUGCACAACUAUUAGAACAGAACAAAGAAACUGUACGGCGACGAAGGGCAUUGAAAAAUUCCUUCUUAUAA